GUCAUAUGAUAAAUAUCUUGCUGUAUAGAUUAUCUCUUAAUCAGGAAAAACAUCAUGUAAGGGAAAGCUAUUGUUUUAUCUUGCACAGCAGGUGCAGAGGGGUUACAAAAUUGGAUCUUUUUAUCAUUAAUUUUUAAUCCCAUGGUAAUAUGAAAACAAGAACUAUUUUUAAAAGAUUCCUUGAGUUGAAUCUUGUGAUUUUUCUCUUUAUUUUUAUUUUAGUACUUUAGACCAUUUUCAGGCUUUCACAAAGCAUAGCCCAAGUUUUGUAUGUAAUCGAUGGAGACAUAAGUGGCUGGGGAUAAAAGGCAGUAAAAUAUCUUUUAAGAAGAGUUUUCAAAAGUUGUUUGUUUUUUAAUUCCUGGACAAUUUCAGACUUAAAUAGUGGGUAGUGAAAUGGAAGGAAAGUAGGCGACCACAUUCAAAAUGAACCAGUAUAGUUUGUGUACCUCUUCAUGAGAGGGUGGCUGGGUGUUGAUACUAAAUCUGAGACCUGUGUCCCAGUUAUGUGCUUAUUAAUACUAUUGUUACUUUUUUGUAGUGUGCUUGAAUAUUAUAUAAUGAUUUUGCAUCUAUUAUCUUGAUGUAAACAUAAAUUUCAAUGUUUUCAUUAAAUACCAUUUGCUUUUAUGUGUUGCUGAUUCAAGUAUGAGUGGAAAUUAAAGUAAGAAAAAGUUCUUAGUGCCUUUGGGUAAAGAUAUGCUGUUGGUAUCCACAAAGUGCCAGAUUAAGGAGUUCCAAGUCUUAUUUGUUAAUAUCAUAGGAAAUAGCUUCACAGAUCCUCAUGGCUCGAAUUUACAAGAAACCUAGUAGGGCUAAUUCACUUUAUGAGCAACAAAUUGAAAAAUAUUUCUCUACUGGAAUAUGAGACCAACCAAUUUUCAUACAGCUUUCUUUAGCUUCAGAAGCCAUUAAAAAAGGAAGAGAUUGGCUUCUGAGAGACUCUUGUAUAUGGUUAUGAAUUUUUAUUGCUUUUAUGACUGCAUUAUUUUCAUCUGUGCUGUGGAGCUUGUUCAUUUUGGUGGCAACUAGUUAAGCCCCAUUAAUGAGGCAAGUUUUCCAAUACUAUCCAGCUACUACUUUAGACUAAUAUUAAUAUAGUGCUGUCUCAUACUGUUGAUCUAGAAAAAUUGUGGAUGAUUUCAGAAUAUCUUAUUUUUUCUUUCUAGGAGGGAUUGUUUUGUCUAGGAAGGCAAAAUAAUAUGAAUAAUAGUAUUUUAUAUUAUGUCUAGACAGUAUCACAUGUAAUUUUCUAUUUCUUAACAUUUCUGUUUCUUUAAAUCUGUGCUCAAUGAAUAAAUAAGAUAGUAAUUAACUUAUUUUCAGAUUGUGUUGGUUGUCAGGUUAGACUAUAUGCCUGUUGUAGACUAUAUAGCAAAUUUGACCAGUGGCAUCACCAAAGUGUAAGAAUCUAUUGACAUCUGUAAAUAACCUAAAAACAGGUAAGCCACUAAACUGUCCUUAAAGCAUGUAAGACAGUGUCUGUAGAAAGACAAGUUUGGAAAAGGUAAGCAAAUAAAAGCUAACUUGAGGUGCCCCUUUUAAACUUCAUUUUCCUCUGGGGAUUAAUUGUUUUUGUGUCAUCAAAUAUGGCUACUCAGCAAAUAAACAAACUGCUGACUUGUGAACAACUUUUAAUUAUAUCUGUUCAACCAAAAUGUUGAUAUUUUACUCCAUGUUCUUUCUUUGGGUAAUUUCUAAUUUUAUGGCAAUGACUAUGUUUUCUUAUUUGUCUGGCUGAAAAUAGAUGUAAAUUUCUUGUUUCCGAUGUUGUCAGCUAUCUAGAUGAAAACCAGUUUGCUAUAGUUUUAAUGAAAUGAAGUUUUUUAUUGGCAUACACUGUGAUGUUUAAGGAAUGCUUGCUUAGAAUAGUAUGCUUUGGCAUUUAAGACUGUAUUUCAUCUGUAACUUUUCUCUGAUGCGUACUUGGUUAUGUUUUUAGUACUGCUCUCACUGAUUCUUCAUAUACUCAUUGUUUUUUGUGCAUGAGUUCCACAGAAUAUCCUGAUGAGCAGAAUUUAUAAUCUAUUGGUCUUUUGUACUAUAUGGAACCAAAACAAGUUAUUGAAAAGAAUCUACCUAGCCAUCAGUUAUCUGUAGCUGUUACUUAAAAAGCAUGAUACUUGCUCAUUUUCAAAAUGGCGGCAUGAUUUUGUGCAUGGAUGGAUAAAAGUACCUGUGAGUCAUGAAACACAGGAAGAAUGUCUUGGGAUGGCAGUGUUAGAUAUGAUGAGAAUAGCCAAAGAAAAGGAUCAAACUCCACUGGCCAUCUAUAACUCUGUCAGCUACAAGACAUUUUUACCAAAAUGUGUUCGAGCAAAGAUCCAAGACUAUCAUUUUUUGACAAGGAAGCGAAUAAGGUACAGAUUUCGCAGAUUUAUUCAGCAAUUCAGCCAAUGCAAAGCCACUGCCAGAAACUUGAAACUUAAGUAUCUUAUAAAUCUGGAAACUCUUCAGUCUGCAUUCUACACAGAGCAAUUUGAAGUAAAAGAACCUGGAAGAGGUCCUUCAGGUGAGGAGAUUUUUGCAACCAUUAUAAUAACUGGAAACGGUGGAAUUCAGUGGUCAAGAGGGAAACAUAAAGAAAGUGAGACACUGACAGAACAGGAUUUACAGACAUACUGUGAUUUUCCUGAUAUUAUUGAUGUCAACAUUAAGCAAGCAAAUCAGGAAUUCUCAAAUGAAAGCAGAAUUGUAACUAUCCAUAAGCAGGAUGGUAAAAAUCUGGAAAUUGAACUUAGCUCCUUAAGAGAAGCUUUGUCUUUUGUGUCAUUAAUUGAUGGAUAUUAUAGGUUAACUGCAGAUGCACAUCAUUAUCUAUGUAAAGAAGUAGCACCUCCAACAGUGCUUGAAAAUAUCCAAAGCAACUGUCACGGCCCAAUUUCAAUGGAUUUUGCCAUUAGUAAACUGAAGAAAGCAGGUAAUCAGACUGGACUGUAUGUACUUCGAUGUAGUCCUAAGGACUUCAAUAAGUAUUUUCUCACUUUUGCUGUUGAGCGAGAAAAUGUCAUUGAAUAUAAGCACUGUUUGAUUACAAGAAAUGAUAAUGGAGAAUACAAUCUCAGUGGAACUAAAAAGAAUUUCAAUAAUCUUAAAGAUCUUUUGAAUUGCUACCAGAUGGAAACUGUUCGCUCAGACAGCAUUAUUUUCCAGUUUACUAAAUGCUGUCCUCCAAAGCCCAAAGAUAAAUCAAACCUGUUGGUCUUCAGAACCAGUGGUAUUUCUGAUGUACCAACCUCACCAACGUUACAAAGGCAUAAUAAUGUGAAUCAAAUGGUGUUUCACAAAAUCAGAAAUGAAGAUUUGAUAUUUAAUGAAAGCCUUGGCCAAGGCACUUUUACAAAAAUUUUCAAAGGUGUAAGAAGAGAAGUAGGAGACUAUGGUCAACUGUACGAAACAGAGGUUCUUUUAAAAGUUCUGGAUAAAGCACAUAGAAACUAUUCAGAGUCUUUCUUUGAAGCAGCAAGUAUGAUGAGCCAGCUUUCUCACAAGCAUCUAGUUUUAAAUUAUGGAGUAUGUGUCUGUGGAGAAGAGAAUAUUCUGGUUCAGGAAUUUGUAAAAUUUGGAUCUCUAGAUACAUAUCUGAAAAAGAAUAAAAAUUCAAUAAAUAUAUUGUGGAAACUUGAAGUGGCUAAACAACUGGCAUGGGCCAUGCAUUUUCUAGAAGAAAAAACCCUUAUUCAUGGGAAUGUGUGUGCCAAAAAUAUUCUGCUUAUCAGAGAAGAAGACAGGAAGACAGGAAAUCCUCCUUUCAUCAAACUCAGUGAUCCUGGCAUUAGUAUUACAGUUUUGCCAAAGGACAUUCUUCAGGAGAGAAUACCAUGGGUACCACCGGAAUGCGUUGAAAAUCCUAAAAAUCUUAGUUUGGCAACAGAUAAAUGGAAUUUUGGUACCACUUUGUGGGAAAUCUGCAGUGGAGGAGAUAAACCUUUGAGUGCUCUAGAUUCUCAAAGGAAGCUACAGUUUUAUGAAGAUAGGCACCAGCUUCCUGCACCAAAGUGGACAGAAUUAGCAAAUCUUAUAAAUAAUUGUAUGGAUUACGAACCAGAUUUUAGGCCUUCUUUUAGAGCAGUCAUACGAGAUCUUAACAGUUUGUUUACUCCAGAUUAUGAAUUAUUAACAGAAAAUGACAUGCUACCAACUAUGAGGAUAGGUGCCCUAGGUUUUUCUGGUGCCUUUGAAGACAGGGACCCUACACAGUUUGAAGAGAGACACUUGAAAUUUCUACAGCAACUUGGCAAGGGAAAUUUUGGGAGUGUGGAGAUGUGCCGGUAUGAUCCUCUGCAGGAUAACACUGGGGAGGUGGUGGCUGUGAAAAAGCUCCAACACAGUACUGAAGAACACCUCAGAGACUUUGAAAGAGAAAUUGAAAUCCUUAAAUCCCUGCAGCAUGACAACAUUGUAAAGUACAAGGGAGUGUGCUACAGUGCUGGCCGGCGUAAUCUGAGAUUAAUUAUGGAAUAUUUACCAUAUGGAAGUUUACGAGACUAUCUUCAAAAACAUAAAGAACGGAUAGAUCAUAAAAAACUUCUGCAGUACACAUCUCAGAUAUGCAAGGGUAUGGAGUAUCUUGGUACAAAAAGGUAUAUUCAUAGGGAUCUGGCAACAAGAAACAUACUAGUGGAGAAUGAGAACAGAGUUAAAAUUGGAGAUUUUGGGUUAACAAAAGUCUUGCCACAGGACAAAGAAUAUUAUAAAGUGAAAGAACCUGGUGAAAGUCCCAUAUUCUGGUAUGCACCAGAAUCACUGACAGAGAGCAAGUUUUCUGUGGCUUCAGAUGUUUGGAGCUUUGGAGUGGUUCUGUAUGAACUUUUCACGUAUAUUGAGAAGAGUAAAAGUCCACCAGCGGAAUUUAUGCAUAUGAUUGGCAAUGACAAACAAGGACAGAUGAUUGUGUUCCAUUUGAUAGAACUCCUGAAGAAUAAUGGAAGGUUGCCAAGACCAGAUGGGUGCCCAGAUGAGAUUUAUAUUAUCAUGUCAGAAUGCUGGAACAAUAAUGUAAAUCAGCGCCCCUCCUUCAAAGACCUUGCUCUUCGAGUGGAUCAAAUAAGGGACAGUAUGACUGGAUGAAAGAAAGGAACUUCACUAUGAGACUAAAGUGGAACAAAGUUUUGAAUUUCAUAUUGCUGUGGACCAUUAUUAAAAUUAUCAUGAUGCUAGGCAGCAAAAAUGUGAAAAUGUUUGUGCAAAACUUUCCAAGUUUAGUGAGUUUUUCUUCAUGAGGACAUGAGUGAAAAACAUUGAAUUUUCUAAAAAGCUUCGUGAACCGAAUCAGUUAGUUAACAUCAUUUUCUUUGGCAAAAGAAACGGAAAUAGACUUUUUUCCAGCUGAGAUUUUUGAGAAAUUGAAACAAUUGAAAUGUAGACUUUGCAAUGUUAAAGAUGCACAAAAUACAUAUGUACAGUUUUUACCACAAUGAAUAUAUAAUACUUUGACAUCUUGUGUAUUGUUUUACACAAGGGCUGGUCAUUAAUAAUGUUUUCUAAUUUUUCCAUAAUUGGUCUAAAUAGCUUAAUAUACAAACAAAUUAGAUGCUAAGAUAAUCAAAUAGGUACUUUUGUGUCUUUGCUCAUAUAUAUCACUGGCCAGCAAUAUAGCAGGUGUACAUUUUUAGCUUGUUUUUCCAUGUGCUGUAAAUAUUUUUCAAAGCAAACAGAAAAAAUGUCUAGUUUUCUUUGUAUAGGAAAUUUCCUUGACCCUAAAGAAUGCAUUUUGAAGUGGAAUAAGCUUACAAAGAUAUAACACAAUCUAUUUUCUUAUUUGUUUCCCUUGUAACUGUUUUGAUGGGUGUGAUUUUUAAAUACAACUAUCUCCAAAUUUU
Messenger RNA from Choloepus didactylus (southern two-toed sloth), 5822 nucleotides. RefSeq names its product Janus kinase 2 (gene JAK2). The transcript is spliced from 21 exons. Gene Ontology annotation, biological process: cell differentiation; hemopoiesis; intracellular signal transduction. Gene Ontology annotation, molecular function: non-membrane spanning protein tyrosine kinase activity; cytokine receptor binding; histone binding. The record is from RefSeq and is a predicted model, not a curated record. The coding region runs from base 2212 to 5070 and encodes 952 amino acids. Gene Ontology annotation, cellular component: membrane; cytosol; cytoskeleton. Lineage: Eukaryota; Metazoa; Chordata; Mammalia; Pilosa; Megalonychidae.